AGCUUCUUGCGGAAUAUUAUGGUUCGCGUGCUUCUCUUUGGUGUUCUUAUCAUCGUUGUCAGAUUUGCUUAUGUUGUUACCAUCACCGGUGAAUCAUGUAACCGCGGCGACUUCUGCUUCUUCUCUCUCCCUGACAAUCUCAACUUUGUCAUCUCCGGUGCUGGCUCCGGCGCUUCUGCUAUCGACGCCAUCAGAUCUACUUCCCCUGGGGAUGAUCUCUAUACCAGCAGGGAUUGGAUCAAAGCCGUUCAGUUUUACUCCUCCAUCUUUCAGGAUCUGAUCGCCGACGGUUAUCUAUCUCCGGAAUCGAAGACGCUUUGUGUGGAAACGGCGAUUGGACAAGAGGUUCACUCACUCAGAGAGAUUGGGGUCAAGAACUCCGUCGGGAUCUCUAAGAAGGCUUUUAGGCCGUUGGUGGUCAGAGGCGAGGGGCAUGCUAUUCCCUUUGAGGAUAACGCUUUCGAUUUUGUGUUCUCCGGUGGUGGCCGCCUUGGGAAGUCGUUGAAGCAGUUGGAAUUCGCCGACGAGAUUACUCGAACACUGAAACCCCAAGGGUUUGCGGUGGUUCAUGUUGGGGCUACAGAUACGUACAGUUUCAAUUCAUUCCUUGAUUUGUUUAAUUCUUGCAGAUUGGUGAAGAUGCGUGAUAUCGAUGGUUUUGAUUCUUCAAUGCCUCAUAUCAGAGAAUUCGUUAUUCAGAAAUACUCAGAGAUUGAUGGUCAUCAUCACCGGAAGAAUUCCGGUGAUGAUUCUGGUGGAAAGUGCUGGAUUCCCGGUUACAAAAGAGAUUUGAUUCGGGAUGCAGAGCCACUGAUUCAAGAGGAGCCUCUUAAGCCAUGGAUUACACUUAAGAGGAACAUUAAGAAUAUUAAAUAUGUGCCUUCUAUGGUAGAUAUACGUUUCAAGAGUAGAUAUGUAUACGUUGAUGUUGGUGCUCGAAGUUACGGGUCCAGUAUUGGGAGUUGGUUCAAGAAAGAGUACCCUAAGCAGAACAAAACUUUUGAUGUUUUCGCCAUUGAGGCUGACAAAGCCUUUCAUGAAGAGUAUAAGAUUAAGAAAAAGGUGAAUCUAUUGCCAUACGCAGCAUGGGUGAGGAACGAGACAUUAUCAUUUGAGAUAAAUCACGAUCCAGGAAAGGAAGCGGAAGCCAAAGCAAAGGGCAGGGGAAUGGGCAGAAUCCAGCCGGUUAAAAAGUCUUCCUCGAGCUCAAGCAGUGACUUAGCUGGAGAGGUCAAUUUGAUUCAAGGGUUUGAUUUCGCUGACUGGUUGAAGAAGAGUGUGAGGGAGAGGGAUUUUGUUGUGAUGAAGAUGGAUGUGGAAGGAACCGAAUUCGAUCUGAUCCCGAGGCUAAUCAAGACAGGAGCGAUUUGUCUAAUCGACGAGUUGUUCCUUGAAUGCCAUUACAACAGGUGGCAGAGAUGUUGUCCUGGUCAAAGGAGCCAAAAGUACAACAAGACUUAUAACCAAUGCUUAGAGCUCUUCACUUCGCUCAGACAAAGAGGGGUGCUUGUCCAUCAGUGGUGGUAAUGGUUAGGAUGCUGCAUAAUCUCCUUCUUCUAUGCUUGGGUGAAUAUCUUUUCACCAACUAUAAAAUGUACUUUCUUCUUCUAGAAUAUAAAACGGAUAUUGUAGGUUUCUAUUAAAAAUACGUUGUCUGUGCUGAAAUUCCCUUUUACUGUAAGAAAAAAGAAGUUUAGCU
Molecule: messenger RNA, 1699 nt
Organism: Arabidopsis arenosa
Lineage: Eukaryota; Viridiplantae; Streptophyta; Magnoliopsida; Brassicales; Brassicaceae
Source: the annotation of a GenBank genome assembly